Messenger RNA from Harpegnathos saltator (Jerdon's jumping ant), 2485 nucleotides. RefSeq names its product Ras-related protein interacting with calmodulin (gene Ric). The transcript is spliced from 5 exons. The record is from RefSeq and is a predicted model, not a curated record. NCBI's taxonomy places the organism in Eukaryota, Metazoa, Arthropoda, Insecta, Hymenoptera, Formicidae. Gene Ontology annotation, molecular function: GTP binding; GTPase activity. Gene Ontology annotation, biological process: signal transduction. Gene Ontology annotation, cellular component: membrane. Bases 1111 to 1815 code for a protein of 234 amino acids.
CGAAAACGGUAGGCUGUUAAAUGAGAAAUGGCGGCUGCCAUUUGUCAUUGUCAAUCCUAAGCUCUUACCUGAGUCUUAUAUCGAGACAUUAUUUAUAUUAAACAACAGCUGCAUUUCAAAGGAAAAGCUUCGAGCUUCCUGUUUGGUCGUUAAGAAACAUCGUACAUAGAUUCGUUAACAUUCUGCGCGCGAUGAAAACAUUAAAGACAGUCCUCGCCUCACCGCCUCGGAUAAUAACUUCAUUAUUCGAAAAAAGAAGUCACACCGCAACCUGAAGAUGCGCGUAUUAAAAGAAAAGUUCAUAGACUUUUGAACGCUACUGGAAAGACUACUGUCUGCGAUAUUUAACACCGGCAUUCCAGCCGGUCCAUUGCGACCAAUGUUACGAAACAUCCCAACACACGACGACGACGAAUCUCAGAUGAAACUCACACCGCCGUAUUUCGCUAAUCCGCGCAACAUCGGGAGCGACGUUUAACAAGCGAGCAAGCGCUCGCAAGGACCGCACGGGGCUCGUAAGGAUCACCCGCGCUGCUGGUUCCGGAGAUCACACGAACCGAGAGAGAUCAAAAAAGACGCGGCAGACAGUCGCAGCAGACGACGGAUCGUACGAUCCUGAAGAGCCGACGACGCGCGCACGCACGCACGCACGCCCUAGCUCGCAGCUGUCACACGCUUCUUCUUCUUCUGUCAAGAGAGCGCGAUCCGCCUCCGCUGACGGUCGGUCGAUGCGUCCUUCGUCCGCUCGGACCAUAUCGCGUCCUGUCGGCGAGACCUGAAGUUGUACUCACCGACUCGCCGGUGGCAAUCGCGAGCGUUGCGUCAUACUUCUCUCCCUCUUUCUGACGAGACGCGUUAAAUGAUGAGCCACGCCGUCUUCGCUGUUCCUCGCCGAGCGGCCGCCGUCGCCGACGACGGCGGCGACACGGGUGUGUCCGCUGAAUCGGUCGCGCUACGACACGGUGCGAUCAAGUGUGUCAGUCGCUUCGCCGAACGGCAAGUGUGUCGACGUGCUUGCGCUUCUUCUUGUUAGACGAGCAUACAUGCGCGCGGCCGCACGCACGUACGCAUGCACGCACUCCGACGUGCAUAGUCGGUCGACCAGCAACGAUGAUUACCACGCCGGUCAGAGUCUUGAGGGACAAGAACGUCGCGUACCGCGGCAAGGACGAUGUGCCGGUGGCUACGCAGCCCACUACCAGAGGUGGACUUAGGGUGUACAAGAUCGUGGUGCUCGGUGACGGUGGUGUAGGCAAGUCAGCUGUCACUUUGCAAUUUGUCAACCACCGCUUCUUGGAUUACCAUGAUCCGACGAUAGAGGAUUCAUAUCAGAAGCAAGCGGUCAUUGAUGGCGAACCAGCUCUAUUGGAUAUCUUGGACACAGCUGGACAGGUGGAGUUCACGGCGAUGCGCGAGCAAUACAUGAGGUGCGGCGAAGGUUUCAUGAUAUGUUACUCUGUGACGGACCUGCAUAGCUUCCAGGAAGUAAUGGAGUACAAGAAGCUAAUAUCGCGUGUGCGCGCAAACGAGGAGAUUCCUGUGGUGCUAGUCGGCAAUAAAUUUGAUCUACAACAACGGCGCAAGGUGAGCAUGGAAGAGGGCAAGGCGCUGGCGAAAGAGCUUGGCUGUCCGUUCUACGAGACGUCCGCUGCACUCAGGCAGUUCGUGGACGACGCGUUCUACUCUCUGGUGAGACAGAUUCGCGCCAAAGAGAGACGCGGUAUGACGAUACGUAAGACCAGCCGCUGGGGCCGACUACGCUCGAUAUUCAGUCUCAUUUUCCGACGGCGAAAACGCACUUUCCACACGUCCUAGGAAACAUCCCGAGAUAGCGACCCUCCCCGGUAACGAGAGAGAACAUGUUCCGUGUAGACGAUAACCGAUAAUCCGCGCAAAUCACAACGAAACAGUCGAGUUCAGCAAACCUGCUGGUGCAUUCGGCCAGCGCUCGCGAUGUAGUCACCUUCGUUUAGAGACUGAUGAUUCGUUAACUAAAAACAUCUCACUGCCUUAACAAUUUGACCCCGAUAUUAUUACUUCGGAUACACGGCAACGGGUGGAAUUGCCAAAGCAGACCAGAAGCGUAUCACGUCUUUCGUUCGGAAUUUGACUCGCGAUUUCUGGAUAGGUCGGUCGUGUGCUGCUCAAUGCGAAAGAAACGUGCACACGGUAGACUCAAUGUUUGCCGCAAGGUGUACGACCACAUGUUGCACAUGCCCUUAACAUUGCGACUCGCACUGUCUUCAGUUUUAUACGUUAUCGUAUACGCACGCUGCGUGCACGCGUGUCGCGUACAGCGGCAAGUCGUGGUAAAUCCUGAUGGCCAAGAUAUUAAGGCGUGUCUUUGAAGAGAAGCCCCGCGCACACUUGUGACUUCCAGUUUUGUAACAUGACAGUUCCCCCCCGCGAGACUAUCGAUGGCACAUCUCGAAGGCUGUUAACGUUCAUUCAAGAAGCUAACUUUCACGAUGACCGGCGAUGAUGG